UAAACUUUGUACUCUACUUCCCAUGAUUCCUAGAGCUGCAGCGAGUUGUUGCUGUAGGUGAAAUACAUCUGUAUAGUGUUGGACUAUCAGGUAAGCAGAGCAAUAAAGGCAGUGACUCUUCGAUUGGUUAGGAGGCAAUUGAGCGAUAUCAGAACAUGGCAACUGACGCUUCCACCUUGAGGAUCGGAGUUGUCGGAUAUGGACAUCUAGGAGUGUUUCUGGUGGAGAAGAUCCUCAGAGACGGACCCCGUCUUGGUCUGAUUCUGUCAUUUGUCUGGAACAGGAAUCCUGACAAGCUAAAGGGUUCAGUUCCUGCCGAACUUAUACUUAAAGAUCUGUCAUCUUUUGCAGACAGGCGGAGUGAUGUGAUUGUAGAAGUGUGUCAUCCACAUAUAGUGAGAAAAUUUGGGGUCCACUUUCUGUCUCAGUCUCACUUGAUGGUAGGAUCUCCAUCUGCUCUCUCUGAUCCUGAUCUGAACCAAAAGCUGUGUCAAGCAUCUCUGCAACAUGCUAACACGCUCUACGUUCCCAGUGGUGCAUUAUGGGGAGGCCAGGACAUCCAGAGGAUGAAUGAUAGUGGGACAUUGAAGGCGUUGUUCAUAAGAAUGUCCAAGCAUCCGUCCUGCUUCCGGCUGACAGGAGACAUACUGACCGACUGGACCGAAGGAGAGGGCAGGCGUGUUUUAUUCAGCGGCUCAGUGGCAGAGUUGUGUCCUCUUGCUCCUAACAACGUCAACACCAUGGCAGCAGCUGCAGUGGCAGCAGGAACGCUUGGCUUCACUGGUGUUCGGGGAGAGAUUGUAUCCGAUACAAAGUUAAGAGACUACCAUGUGGUGGAGGUGGAGGUGACCGGGCCUGAUGGUUUCUCAGUAAACACAGUGAGGAGGAAUCCAGCCAAUCUUGGGGCCGUUACUGGCACUGCGACAUACAACUCUUUCUGGAAUAGUUUACUCACUUGCAAAGGUCACGGAGGCAGAGUUUACUUGUGCUGAGGUGGAUGGGGUCUAUGGAGGAUUACCGACGACAUAAGAAGCUGAUCCCCUGCCAAAUUCCAGAUAAAUUAAACAGUUCAUGCUGGAUAUGCUAUAUAGACGGUGGAUCAGUAUGUUACUGAACAUUUGCAAACCAACAGACUCAAAUAAACUGCAAACACAGAAUGAAAAAAUCAGAGACAUUUGUAAAAUGCUAACAGGUAUAUAUAUAUACAUACAUAUACUAUAUGUAUAUAUAUUCUUUUAUUUUAUUAAGUUCAUCUGGUGCAUUGUAACAAACAACUCAUACAGGGGAGUGAUGAUGAGAAAAUAUGCCUGUUAAAACCAUUUCUGUUCUUCCAAUACAAAUACAAAUGAUCUAAAUGUACCUUAAAUCCCUUUCAAGACCUUCAUCUUGCCUUUUACUCAACAAAAAUAUAUAGCAAACUCUUUGGAGCACAGUCCUGUUUUUCCUUCGUCUCUCAUUCUUUUCUU
Messenger RNA from Cololabis saira (Pacific saury), 1466 nucleotides. It is a transcript of the gene aspdh, whose product is annotated as aspartate dehydrogenase domain containing. Gene Ontology annotation, biological process: NAD+ biosynthetic process. Gene Ontology annotation, molecular function: L-aspartate dehydrogenase [NAD(P)+] activity; NADP binding. Bases 156 to 992 code for a protein of 278 amino acids. NCBI's taxonomy places the organism in Eukaryota, Metazoa, Chordata, Actinopteri, Beloniformes, Belonidae. The transcript has 8 exons. The record is from RefSeq and is a predicted model, not a curated record.